Messenger RNA from Anolis sagrei ordinatus, 4486 nucleotides. It is a transcript of the gene INSYN2B, whose product is annotated as inhibitory synaptic factor family member 2B. The record is from RefSeq and is a predicted model, not a curated record. Lineage: Eukaryota; Metazoa; Chordata; Lepidosauria; Squamata; Anolidae.
GAGAAGGUGGAUGAUUUGUUGAUGAUGGCAAAGAGAACAAGGUCACACAUCACUGUAAACUAUCUGCAGUUUGACGUACCCAACCAUUUUGCUACCACUUAAAGCAAGAACAGAAGCCUUUUUAACUGCAGGUUACAGCCACUAGAGGUCUUUCUUACUUUCAUAUAGUAGCUUCUAUUCAGAUGGUGCUGCUUUUUUAUGUAUUCCUACGUGAGCAGACCCAGUACACUUCUGGCGUAUUAACACUGAAAUUUACAACAUGAAUAAUAACUUCUUCCUGUUAUUGGAGUAACCUUUGUGCUACUCUGAGCUCUGGCUAUCUGUGGGAGUUUAAAAGGAGAUAUUUCCAGCAGGUAAACCCAGCUCUUCCAGAAACCCACGUAUAUACUAUUCCACAAAGGCUGGUCUUCAGAGACCAAAGAUAUUUUUUGGAUCUCAUCUUAGUCAUUCAAGACGUAAGACAUCCUUAAAGUCACACUUGUGUGAACAAAAUCAAGGAAGAUAUUUCAACUAUUUUCUUGCCAUUAAUCCUGUUGGAUGCUUUACUUUCAUUUGGAUAUAACUCAGUGGCUUCUGUUCUGCUGUUUAAAAUCAGCUUCUACAGUAAACGUAAGAAGAUGGGAAAAGGAAAAAAAGAACCCCUAAAGCAAAAAUUUCAAUUUGCUGUAAAAGGAUAUGUUAUUCCAGCAAAACUAUGCAUUAUGGAGGAAAGAGCCCCAAAUUGUUAUUAUGCUUGUUAUUUAUACUCUAUGCAGAUACAAAAUAUCUGGGAUCAGAUAUUUAAAUUGUAAGUUUACUACUGAAGCUAUAAAAGAAGAUUUUAUUAAGAGUAAAAUAGUAAUAAAAAUCCCAAGCCUAUAGAGAGAGAGAGAGAGAGAGAGAGAGUUAGGGUUAGGUUUUCACCCAGACAUAUCAGAAUCUAUUAUAUUGGGGUGGGCAUCAAGCCAGAUGUUUUUUGAAUGACCAAAUGAAAUGGGUCGCAAAGAAACACAUUAUUUGCAUACAUUAAAUUGCGACACAAUGGCUCAGCAAGGCAUCAAAGUGCGUCCUGCUCUGCUUAAGCGGAACAGCCUAGAUUCAGUGGAUUUCAGAAGGCAGCCCCACCAUCGCAGGAGCAAAUCUCAGCAAGUCCGUUUCAAAGAUGAUGGGACAGAUAACCCACCAGUAGAAGAAUCAGAAUUGGAGGCAGGAAUUGCUCAAGACCCAUCUGCAUUGAGUAAAAUACAAACAUCCCAAUUCCACAAUCUAGUAAAUGAUUCCCUCGGUUUUCCCCCAUCUCAGAAAGGAUUACAAAAUAUUGCCAUACAGACUUCCCCUAGCCUCAGGAAGCACUUUCCCAUGUUUAAAAAGAAAAGGAUUACAACAAGCAAGUCCUUAACAGAAAUGCCAAAUGAGCCUGAAUAUUCAAUUCACGUUAAUGGCAAUGUGUCUGAACAGGAUAUCAUCUCUUCUAGCCUUUCUUAUUUAAGCCUCAAUCAACGUUUGGACGAUGGACCAAAAGCAACCAUGGCACCCAAGCCACUACUUCGAAUGGUGCCUAAAGCACAAAGCAACGGGCCUCUCCAUUUAAGUUCAGACAGAAAUGCAAUACUGAAAAAAGUAACUGUUUGUACCCAGGUUCCUGAGUAUACCAAUCUGGGUUCUGCACAAGACAGUUUUUCCAUUUAUGGCCCAGACACGCAAAUGGAUUUUAACAGCUCUGUUCACAUGACUACUGCUGUGAGACCAACCAGUGAGAACUGCUCUCUUUACACGGGCUCAGACAAAUCUCUCACGUGUGUAAGUCAAAAUUGUAAAGAUGUCAAUGUGGUUCAUAGUUCAUGUGAAGAAAAAAGCUACACUGAGCUACUUGCCCCUGAGGAUGACACCAGUUUUAAGGAAACCAGUUUGUCAUCUCCACAGUUAGAUCACAGUCCAUCAUACUGUUCUGUAAGAGAACAUCAGCCGGCAAUACAGCAGGAAACAGACUCUGGGCAUAAAACAUUGACUAAUGAUAACCAAACAACAUCAUUCACCAACACCAAUGAAUCAUCUCCUGUUCCUUCAUGUCAAACUGUAACAGAGAACAUUUCUACCAAUACCAAAGUGCCACAGUGUGACAAUUGCGUGGAAGGCUUUCACAUAAAUGCCUAUCUUCCAGUGACUGAUACAAAACCACAGAACAAACAGGUUAUCGAAACUAAUCAAAUGCACCUGGCACAUCAUGAGUUGGGUGCCCUACAAGACAGGCUCCAGUCUGUGGAGGAAUCUUUGCAGUCAAACCAGGAGAAAAUUAAAGUCCUUUUGAAUGUAAUUCAAGACAUGGAAAGGGCCAGAGCUCUCAAUGAAGGGCGGAACUCCUACCGCACUGGCCAAGAUCUCAACAAUUGCAGCACUUGUCAGAACACUGCAUGUAUCAUUUACAGUGUUGAACAUGACUUCAGACAACAAGAAGGAAGAUUCCAUCAAGUUCUGAAAACACUGGAUCAAGUUGAAGAGAUCCCUCCAGUAGCAACUUUGCAAAAGCAACCAUCUGAUCACCCAGUCCCUGAGAAACAGGAAUUAAGGAAAAAGACAAAGAAAAAGAAAUGCUUCUGGUGGAUCUGAAAACUUUAAAUACUGGUUUUGAAACACUAAUAGCUGGUCUAUAUGUUAUAGCCAAACUGCGGCCUAAAUUCAACUGCUCAUCCCAAAUAGAGUAGACAUAUUGAAGCUCCAUUCGGGAAUUGCAGCUGGAGUUCUGUUCCAUUGAGGAGUAGCAACUGGAAUUAUGCCUGUGGUUGAAUCAUCAUAAACAGACUAUACAUUUCCAUGCUUCUGUACUAGUCACAUAUGCUGAUUCCCCUUUAUACUUCCUGGUUUUUGGCAACUAGGGUUUUUACUAUUAUUACAAUCAGAAACUGAGAAAGGAGCCAGAAUUUUCAGGAUUAAAGUACAUUCAUCAUCAUGACUUGGGAAAGAGCAUAAACCAUUUGAUGCAAGGAAAUUCUGGUUGUGGUCAAAAAAUGACCUAUUUUAAAGUGCAAAAAAAAAACCCAACAAACUUGAUCUAGAAAAAAACAACUCUCUAACAAGCUGUUUCAAGAUCAACUAAAUUGGUUUUGUAAAAUUAAAUUAUUUUAAAACAUUAUGACACAACCAUUAAAAUGAUUUAAACACUGGCUUUCCUUCUCUGUCUGACACACUUAUUUAGCCAUCCUUUCACCUGAAUAUAUUUUGAGAAUAGUGAGUUUAUAAGAAAACUUGUUCUUUGUUUUGUUAGUUUCAUUUGGAAUUUUUGAAGCUGCCAGAUUCUGAGUUUUAAGCAUAUUUUAUGCCCUCAUUUCCUUCAGAAACUACUUUAGAACAACUCUAUAUUAAUUAUAUCAGUGGUUCCCAACCUUUGGUCCUCCAGCUGUUUUGGACUUCACCUCCCACAAUUCCUAACAGCUGGUAAACUGUCUGGGAUUUCUAGAUAUUGAAGUCUAAAACACCUGGAGGACCAAAGUACAUCUAAUAUUGUUCACAUUCAAGAAGUUUCCCUCCUAAAUAGUAAAAUCUGGGAGACAGCAUAAAUGUCAAAAUAGAAACAUGGAUUCAAAGUUUGAGAAACAAACACUAUUACAAACCUAGCAAGUGAUAUUUUUCCAGUUAUCACAUUUUCCAAUUAGAAUUAAAUAUUUUAUUAUGUAAGAUGAUCCCAGAAAACACUCAAUGACUGUUGGAUUCCAUUUUGGUGAUAUCAUUUUUUUGAAAAGACAUUAUCAAUAACAUUAAAUUGCUUAUUCUAAAAAGUUAUGAUUUAUUCUAAAAGGACGCCCUUGGAAUUAAAGCAAAGAGAAAAUAAACACACAAAGAUGUGUUAUUUGAUUAUAAAGAAAACAUGCUCCAUUUUAUUUAAUUCUUUGAUAUAUCACAAGGAAAUUGAAGAACAAUUCACACUAGUUUCUACUUUCAAUAUUGUGAAUUAGAUUAUGUUUUCAUAUACAAGUUGUAAAACUAUUCUAGGAAAGCAGAGAAUCCCUAUAUAUGAUGACAGUCUACCAUACAUUUGGAAUGAAUUCCAGGAGGUCUAAAGUGGAUACUGUACACUACAGAGAUUACUUUUGGUAACACUAGUUGUAUAAAAAGAAUAUAUAAUGUGCUGCCAAAAAUUGACUAAACCACAGAAAGAUACUUAAGAGAGAAUGUUUGUAAAAUACUGUAUAGCACAUAUUGCAUAUUCUGAAACUUCUGUACUUGAAAUUACUCUCCUCCUACAGAGGAGAGUGAAUUGUGAAUGAAGAAAACUGUAAGAAUAAAAUAUUCCGUCUUCUAGGAACAGGAUCUAAAUAAAAAGUUUGUGUACUUCUAUAGUACAAUAAAUACCUAUUCUUCUUACCCAUUGUCACAGUUCUAGCAGGCUUCAGUACAGAUUCCUUUCCUGAUGAAAUGUACUAAUCUAAUAUAAUGUUUUGUAUAUUUCUAGAUUCUUUUACUGGCAUAAUAUCUUUUGCAAUAAAUUGACUUAUUUUUUUCUGUCUCGGAA